Molecule: messenger RNA, 4358 nt
Organism: Mangifera indica (mango)
Lineage: Eukaryota; Viridiplantae; Streptophyta; Magnoliopsida; Sapindales; Anacardiaceae
Product: disease resistance protein At4g27190-like
Exons: 14
Coding region: 27-3515 (1162 amino acids)
Molecular function (GO): zinc ion binding; ADP binding
Source: RefSeq, a predicted model, not a curated record
AUGCUCUAAAAGAUGACAGUGUCUUCAUGAUUGGUGUUUAUGGGAUGGGUGGUCUUGGGAAGACCACUCUUGUGCAAGAAGCCGGUAGGAAAGCCAACGAGGAAAAGUGCUUUGACGACAUUGUUUUCGUAGAGGUGUCAGAAUCUCCUGAUAUUAAGCAGAUUCAAACAGCAAUUGCAGACAACUUGGGUCUGAAAUUCGAAAACGAAAGUGAAAGGGCAAAGAAGCUAUAUUCAAGAAUGGAGGGCAAGAAAAUUCUUUUAAUUCUAGAUAAUAUUUGGGAACCUCUAGAAUUUGAAAAGAUAGGAAUUCCUUACAGAGCUGAUCAUGGAAAAAAUAAACUUUUGUUCACAACAAGAAACUUAGAUGUGUUACAGAGGAUGGGUUCUACAAAUAUUAUCAAGAUGGACAUUUUAAAUGAAGAAGAAGCUUGGACCCUAUUCAGGAAAAUGACAGGAAAUAUUAUUCAAACACAUGAAUUGCAUUCUCUAGCAAAAGAUGUGUGCAAGGAAUGCAAAGGAUUACCUAUUGUAAUUUGUACAAUAGCUAAAGCAUUAAAAAACAAAAGUCAUCCAUCUUAUUGGGACUGUGCAUUGCGAGAAUUGAGGAAACCUUCUCCAAGAAAGUAUACAAGAUACCUAGAAGAGGAUUAUGCAAAGAUUGCUUUAAGUUACAAGUAUUUGAGAGAUGAUGAACUUAAGAAAACGUUUUUAAUUUCUAGUCUAAUGGAAAAUAAUACUUCAAUUUCAGAUUUAUUCAAACAUGUUGUGUGUUUGAAUGUAUUUGAUGAAGCUAAUUUGACAAUGGAAGAAGCACGACAUAGACUAGAUAUAUUGGUUUGUGACCUCAAAGAUGCUUGUUUAUUGCUUGACGGGUUUGAAAGCAACCAAUUUGCUAUGCAUGAUGUUGUUCGUGUUGUUGCCACAACAAUUGCAUAUGUGGAUCACCAUGUGUUUACAGCAAGAAAUGAUGUUGAACAAGAUUGGAAGGAUAGAGACAAACUCAACAAAUGCACAAAGAUCUUUUUACCUGAUAAAAGUAAUAUUAUUAGUCAACUUAGGCCUAAUGAUUUGGAUUGUCCAAAUCUUGAAUAUUUUUGUGUGACUGAUAAGUGUGGUUCUUCUUUCAAAAUCUUGGAGGACUUUUUCACGGUGAUGCCAAAGCUUAGAGUAUUAAAUUUGGGUGGACUAUGGCAAUCAUCAUUGCCAUCAUCAAUUGAUAGUCUGACAAACCUUCAAACAUUGUGUUUAGAUAAUAGCCGAGUUAAAGAUUUUGCUAUUAUUGGAAAGCUACAGACAUUAAAAGUUCUUACCUUGCGACAAUCAGAUAUUGAAGAGUUUUCUACAGAAUUAGGUCAAUUGACUCAACUAAGGUUGUUAGAUUUAAGUUAUUGUUGGGGAUUGAAAGUAAUUGCUCUAAAUGUGAUAUCACAAUUAUCCAAAUUGGAAGAAUUUUAUAUAAAGGGAUGUGAUAUUAAUUGGGAGCUUAAAGUACUCAAGGAAUUGAAGCUCUUGUCCAACCUCACUAGUUUAGAAUUGGAUAUUAAAGAUAACAAUGUGUUGCCGAGAGAUUUCAUUUCCAAAGAGCUUAGAAGGUACAAAAUAAGAAUAGGAUAUAAGUAUUAUGAAGAUCCAAGAGGUAAAUACCUAAGGAUUUUGGAAUUUGCAUGUAGUUCUACUAUCUCCCAAGAAGAAUCACAUGGAAUCAAUAAUGUUGAAGUCUUACGUAUAGUCAAAUCUUCAGAUGACAAGGAGGAUCUUGAUGAAAAACAAAUGCUGCCAUUAUUUAAUGAGAAGAUCAAUUCUGAUUUGAAGACAUUUCAUUUUGAGGAUGAUGUGGUAUCUAUUACUUGGGAGAGUCAAUCUAAAACUCUUGAAACCUCCGUCGGAAAUCUUUCAAUGAAACUCCUUCAAAAAUUUUACAAUUUGAAAGUGCUCAAAGUAUGUCGCAGCCUAUCUAAAGAAAUUAAAAGCCCAUUUGAUCUUCCAUAUCUUGAAGUUCUAGAUAUAGAUAGUUGUUAUAGACCGAUAAGUCUACCGACAUUCUCGACUUAUUUUCUACAUCUUAAAGUUCUGCAGUUAAGUGAUUGUCACAGGUUGAUAAGGAGGUUAAUAACACCUUCAAUGGCUAAAAGCUUGGUGCAUUUGAGAGAAAUGAACAUAUACAGGUGUAAUUUCCUAACUGAAGUAGUAGAAGAUGAGGUUGAUGCAACAACAAUUGACAUUGGUUUUCACAAUUUGGAGAAGUUGUCACUUAAAAAAUUAGACAGUCUUACAUGCUUUUGUUCUGGGAAUUACUCUUUCAAUUUUCCAUCUUUGAAAGUGUUAGUUAUAGAAGGAUGCCUCAAUAUGAAGACUUUUUGUCUAGGAUUCUUAAGCACUCCAAGGUUACACAAUAUCAAUUAUGAGAAUGAGCUAGUAGAGAUCGGGGAAAAUGACUUGAAUACAAGUAUACAACAAUCACACAAAAAAAGGGUUAACACCAAUUUGAGUAAAUUAUCGUUAAGCGGAAGAAAUAUCAUGUCAAUUUGGCAAGAAGAGUUUAAAGAGAACUUUGACAAAGUAGAAACUCUUGAAUUGAUUAAGGAUGAAUAUACACACAUUCCAAUUCAUAUCCUUGUAAAGUUUAUCAAUCUUCAAAACCUCAUUUUAAAAAUGAGUUUAUACGAAGAGAUAUUCUCAUAUGGAGAAAAUGAGGAACAUGUUGAUGCACUUGCAAAAUUGAAAAGGCUAAAAUUGCAAGGACUUUUUAAUUUAAAGUGCAUUUGUAAACAAGACUUUCGGUUCAAAACAAUUCUUCAGAAUCUUCAUUCUUUAGAAGUAAGAUAUUGUGACAAUUUGAUGACUCUCUUGCCACCUUUAUCAUCUUUUGAAAAUCUGUGGUCUUUGGAGAUAGCUGAUUGUAUUGGAAUGCAGAACUUAAUGGCAUCCUCUAUAGCCAAAAGUCUGGUAAGUCUAAAAAGGUUGUCAAUUUUAAGAUGUAAAAUGAUGAUAGAAGUAUUAGCAAAUGAUGGAGAUAUAGAGAAAGGUGAAAUUGUUUUUGAGAAAUUAAAGGAGUUGUUAUUGUUUGAUUUAGAAAGUCUCACAAGCUUUGGUUCAGGGAAAUACAACUUAAAAUUUCCAUCAUUAGAGUCAUUAUUUGUGAGUCAAUGCUCCGAGAUGAAGACUUUCUUUGAGGGAGGCUUAAAAAUGUCAAAGUUACGGUUGGUGAAUGAGAAAGAUUAUUCAAGUGACCUUAAUUGGGUCACACAACAAUUACAAAAAAAUUGUUCAAAGUUAUGGGAGGAAAGUGCAAAAUCAUAUGGUCAACGAGCUGGUGAAGGGAAAGGGACUUUUUACUACUGUGAUUAUUGCGACAAAGACAUCACGGGGAGGAUCCGCAUGAGAUGUGCAAUUUGUCCUCAUUUUGACCUGUGUGCAGAGUGCUUCAGUGUUGGAGCUGAAGUGACACCUCAUAAGAGCAAUCACCCCUACAAAGUUCAUGGAAAAUCUCUCAUUCCCACUUAUAUGCUCUGACUGGAAUGCAGAUGAUGAAAUGCUGCUUCUAGAGAAUUAUUGGUGUCUUCAGUGGGUAACAACCAUGACUCCUCGAAGUCUCCUCUAAUAUUCGGUUUCGUGGAUUGAGAUGAGAUUGUCAAGUAAUUCUUCAGUUUGUUUGCAUGUCGGCAAAAUUGGUGGUAAAUGACUUUCAAUACAGUGGGAGCUGAUCAAAAGUUGAAAUUGAUGUCGUUUUUGUCAGAUUCUAGUUGCAAGAUAGUUCAGUCGUCCGGUGGAACUUUCAGAAUGAAGCCUCUGCGUAGAUUGUGAGGCAUUGCAGCUCAUGUUCCUUCUGUUUAAAUGAAGACUUUCUCUCGACAAGGCUUAAGCAUGCUAAGGUUAAAAGAGGUGAACUGGAAAUAUUGCUUGCAGAAUUAGCUUAAUACAGUCAUACAACCAUUACAAAAUGAAUUUUCAGUGCUGUGUGAAAGAUUUGCAGAACAGAAAAAGUGAGUGAGAUAGUAAACUGAAAUGUCCAUCAACAUGCAGCAAAAUCAUCUGAUCUUGAUUGGGGCUAUCAGGAGAUGGAGAUGAAGUGAGGCUUUAUUUUUGAAGAUCAAAGGAAGAGGAAGCUAAUUAAGGAUGUGGUCUCCUGGUAAUUUGCCAGAAAUCGGUUGGAAAUGGAAGAAAAGGCUGUUCUUUCAGAGGCAAAAUUGUUCUAAUUAUGAGCCUUUAUAAUAAGACUAACUCAAGAACAAAACUUUGAACAAAUUUAAGAGAAAAAACAAUACAUGAGAGUAACAUUCUUUGUAAAUUAAAUAUCUAGUUCUUCAUGUCUAUGAUAAUCGUUUGGCUUAAAUAUAUACUUCUUUAUUGUUUUUA